Messenger RNA from Cladophialophora yegresii CBS 114405, 1170 nucleotides. RefSeq lists its product as uncharacterized. The record is from RefSeq and is a predicted model, not a curated record. The transcript has 2 exons. Lineage: Eukaryota; Fungi; Ascomycota; Eurotiomycetes; Chaetothyriales; Herpotrichiellaceae. Bases 1 to 1170 code for a protein of 389 amino acids.
AUGGUCACCGGUUCGACCGUGGACGACAGCGACGACGGAAGCUGCUAUUACACCGCAUCUUUAGGCGAACAGAGCCAAGAGAUGUCACGCACCGGCUCUGGACAUGUCGAAACCCCUUCCGGCGAUCUGCCCCGCCUCGAUGAUCCGUUUGACGGCGGCCUGGUCGACGACCACGAAGAUCAUCUCCUUGAGCUCGACACGAGCUUCGUACGGUCGACUUCUCGUGAUCCUUCAUCGGCGCCGAUCGAUGUGGCGCCGAGAAACACGCAAACGGCACGUCCUCCUGCGCGCGCUUUCAGGAUCGAGAUGCCUCCCGUGCCGGCCUACCCAAUCCGAGACGCGCAACGCGAAGCGGUAGGUGCUGACAAAUUCGAGAUCUGGGGAACGGACGUUGGGCGCGACCGCUUCCUCCGCGAUCAGCAGAUCCUCCUGGCGUCCUGGGGAGUGACUCCAUCGCAAAGCAGCGCGUGCGUCCUCGUCCCUGGCAUGUGGUCACACGCCGACCCCGAACGUCUCCUCGAACGCUUCGACAUGCACACGUUGCCUCCGAACAGCGUUUCUCGCUUGUGGCUUUCACGCGCGGCCGCCUGGUUUGCGGAGCCUCGACGCGGCGUAGACAUCGACAACUUCUUUGGGGAUGGCCCAUUCAUGCCGAUGCAGGGGUCACACCGUUGCCACCACCCACAUUACGUCAACCCCACCCAUGCCGUUUACGACCCUGCCCACACCAACAGCGAGCGGGAGUACUACCGAAACGCCGCUAGAGAGUUUCGACGGUAUGGAUUCGACGCUCCUCCGUUCUGCGACAGGCACGAUCGGCCGUGUCUGAUGCGGCAAGCAGCGCUCACCACGACGGAAGCGUACAUUAUUCAGUUCGUCAAUCUUUGUGAGGCGAAAGGGAAACCGCUACCUUUCGAUGUCCCGGGAAAACCACCGAAACAUGAAUUCCCGACAUUUGAAACCAAGCUCCCCGUGUCCUUUAGCUCUUCGUCUGCUGCAAUAGCAUCUCAGGACUUGGUCCACGGUGCCGCGUUCAGACUGGGAUUCGUUCAUGGCGAGCCAACAUUAGGUGACGGAAUUAGUAUGACUACAAAGCAUGCCGUUCAAUUUGUACCAGACCUACCAUUGAUCAUAGUUAACGCUUCUCUAUUCACUACUAUGAUGGAUUAA